Molecule: messenger RNA, 264 nt
Organism: Iphiclides podalirius (scarce swallowtail)
Lineage: Eukaryota; Metazoa; Arthropoda; Insecta; Lepidoptera; Papilionidae
Source: the annotation of a GenBank genome assembly
AUGCAUAUAAAGAUUGAUGAACCUGAUUCAUGGGACAUUAGUUAUGAUGACAAUAGUGGAUGGAAAGGUGUAAGACUUUUAUAUAUGGCUGGAUUAUACAAUAUAUGGCAAGAUAAUGAUUGCAUUAUGUAUUCAUAUUCUAUUAUAACAAUGGAUUCAAACAGCACACUGGAUUGGCUUCAUCAUAGAAUGCCUGCCAUUUUAAAUACAGAAAUGCAAAUCGAGAUGUUACUAGUUCAAUAUAAUUUGACGACCCAAAUGGCG